Molecule: messenger RNA, 366 nt
Organism: Gongylonema pulchrum
Lineage: Eukaryota; Metazoa; Nematoda; Chromadorea; Rhabditida; Gongylonematidae
Source: the annotation of a GenBank genome assembly
AUGCGUGAAGAGCCGUCGAACUCCGAUGUUUCUGGAUUGGUGCGAAGCAAAGAAUUCGAGAAUGUUAUUCAUUGUCACCUGCAGCAUUUUGCUGUUUCUGAUGCGAUUGUUUUGGCCGAGCUUUAUCAUGAAACUGUGAAAACUGUUGAUUCGCUGUAUCUAUUUGCUCACUGCCUGGUACGCGGGACACGUAUUGAAGCAGCGUAUAACCUUCUGAAAUUUGAUGGUGUAUGUUCGACGCCGGAAAUUCGUUAUUUGUUCGCCCACUGCUGCUGUUUGUUGGACAAGUAUGGAUUUCUUUUUUUUUUUACAAUUUCAGGAUUUUUUUACAGAAUUUUUACAAUUUUUUUACAACAAAAAUUUUGA